GAUGGUAGUGAGAUUUACAACAUUUUUCAAAAAUUUUCUUAAUCGCCUAUAUUGAAUAAAAUACGAAAAUGUGGUUAGAAAUAAGUAUAGCUGCUUUAAUUAUUGGCUAUAUCAUUUACAAACUGUUAACAUCUAAAUUUGAUCAUUUUGAAAAGUUGGGAAUUCCUUAUGUUAAGCCAAUAAUAUUAAUAGGAAGCAUUUAUGGAUUUGUAUUUAAAAAGGAAUCUUUUCGUGAAGAAUUUCUUAGGAAAUACAAAGAAUUUAAAGAUGAAAAAGCUUUUGGGAUAUUUGAAGGAAGUGAUCCAGUUUUGGUCAUUAACGACUUAGAAUUAUUGAAAAAAAUCACUGUCAAAGAUUUUGAAUAUUUUAAAAAUCAUAAAUCAUUUACCGAUGCCGAAGAUGAUCCACUUUUCGGAAAUUCAUUAUUACAAUUGAAUGAUGAUAAAUGGCAUGAUAUGAGAACAACUUUAAGUCCAGUAUUUACAGGAAGGAAAAUGCGUUUAAUGUUUCAACUUAUAUUGGAUAUAUGUGAAAGAGCCGUCAAAUUUUUGGAUAUUAAUAUAAAAAAUAAAUCAAAUUCAAAUGAAGGUGUUGAUUUCGAAAUGAAAGAUUUUUUUACAUUAUAUACAAAUGAUGCUAUUGCAUCGACAGCAUUUGGUUUAGAUGUUAAUUCUUUAGAAGAUAAUAAUAAUCAAUUUUAUAGGAUGGGAAAACAAAUGAUAUCAUUUCCUUUAACAGAAAUGUUAAAAUUUCUUUUAUAUAAUACAUUUAAAAAAAUUUUCCGGUUCUGUGGAAUUAAGAUGUCCAGAAAUACUUUUAAUAAUUAUUUUUAUAAAUUGGUAGUUGAUGCAAUGAAAUAUCGUAAAGAAAAUAAUAUUGUACGCCAGGAUAUGAUUCAUAUGUUAAUGGAAGCUCAAUCAAAUCCAGAUAAAUCACAUGAUCGUAAAUGGACAAAUGAAGAAUUAGUUGCACAAUGUUUUAUUUUCUUAUUUGCUGGUUUAGAAUCAGUUUCGACAACACUUUGCUUUGCUACACAAGAAUUAAUUGAAAAUCAAGAUGUACAAGAAAAAUUACGUCAAGAAAUUGAUUUGGUAAAUGAAAAAUUAAAUGGUGGUCCAUUAACAUACGAAAUAUUAAAUGAAAUGAAAUAUAUGGAUAUGUUUAUGUCAGAAGUUUUAAGAAUAUGGCCACCAUUUAUUCAAACUGAUCGCAUAUGUACAAAACCAUAUAAAAUUGAUGAAGAUAAUUUAAAAGUAAAUUUAGAAGUUAAUGAUAUUGUUUGGAUACCAAUAGUUGGUUUACAUUUAAAUGAAGAACAUUUUUCAAAUCCAUUAAAAUUUGAUCCAGAAAGAUUUAAUGAUGAAAAUAAAUCGAAUAUUAAACAAAUGUCUUAUGUGCCAUUUGGUUACGGACCUAGAAUAUGCAUUGGAUCAAGAUUAGCUUUAUUGGAAUGUAAAGCAAUUUUAUUUUAUAUUCUAAAAUCUUUUAAACUUGAUGUAUCAGUGAAGACUAAUAUACCUGUUAAAUUGGCACCAGUUGGUUUUCCAGUUUUAGUUCAAGAUGGAUUUUGGUUAAAAAUGAUACCAAGAAAAAGAAAACAAAAAAUGUUGUUGGAAAUAAGUAUCGCAAUCGCUAUCAUCAGUUUUCUGAGUUAUAAAUGGUUAACUGCUAAGUUUGAUCAUUUUGAAAAACUCGGUAUACCGUACGUAAAGCCGGUGGUAUUACUUGGAAGCUUUACUGGAAUGGUGUUUAAAAGAGAAUCAUUUAGGGAAGAGUUCCUGAGGAAAUAUGAGCCUUUUAAAAAUGAAAAAAUUUACGGUGUAUUUGAGGGAAGAGACCCAAUGUACGUAGUUAACGAUUUAGAAUUAUUAAAAAAAAUUACCAUCAAAGAUUUUGAGCAUUUUAGAAACCAUAAAGGUUUUGUUGAAGCUGAAGAUGAUCCCCUUUUUGGCCAUUCUUUGUUUUCGAUGAAAGAUGAUAAAUGGCAUGAUAUGAGGACAACUUUAAGUCCGGCAUUUACAGGAAGGAAAAUGCGUUUAAUGCUUCAACUCAUAUUGGAAACAUGUGAAAAAGCUGUAAAACAUUUAGAAAGUAAUAUUAAAAGCAAACCAAAUCCGAAAGACGGUAUUGAGUUCGAAAUGAAAGAGUUUUUUUCACGAUUUACAAAUGAUGCAAUUGCAUCGGUGGCAUUUGGUUUAGAAGUUAAUUCAUUAGAAGAUGAGAAUAAUCAAUUUUAUGAAAAGAGCAAAAAGAUAGCAUCAAUAUCAGCAAUUGAAAUGAUAAAACUCGUGCUAUACAAUAUGAUGAAAAAAGUUUUUCGGCUUUUCAAGAUUAAAAUGCUAAAUGAGGAAUUUAAUAAUUAUUUUUAUAGAUUAGUUGUCGAUGCAAUGAAAUAUCGAAAAGAAAAUAAUAUUAUAAGAAAUGAUAUGAUUAAUAUGUUAAUGGAAGCUCAAUUAAAUCCAGAAAAAUCUCAUGAUCGUGAAUGGACAAAUGAAGAAUUAGUUGCACAAUGUUUUAUUUUCUUAUUUGCUGGGUUAGAAUCAGUUUCGACAACAUUAUGUUUUGCAACACAAGAAUUAAUUGAAAAUCUGGAUAUACAGCAAAGGUUAAGAGAAGAAAUUGAUUUAGUUAAUGAAAAAUUAAAUGGUGGUCCAUUAACUUAUGAAACAUUAAAAGAAAUGAAAUAUAUGGAAAUGGUACUUUCAGAAGUAUUAAGAAAAUGGUCACCAUCUAUAAUUUCUGAUCGUAUAUGUACAAAAGAAUAUAAAAUUGAUGAAGAUGAUAUUAAAUUGAAUUUAAAUGUUGGUGAUGCAAUAUGGUUACCAGUUGUAGGAUUACAUUUAAAUGAUCAACAUUUUCCGGAACCAUAUAAAUUUGAUCCAGAACGAUUUAGUGAGGAGAAUAAAGGAAAUAUAAAACCAAUGUCUUAUGCACCAUUUGGAUUUGGUCCUCGAGGAUGCAUUGCAUCAAGAUUGGCAUUGAUGGAAUGUAAAGCAAUUCUAUUUUAUAUUUUAACAAAUUUUGAGCUUUGUGUUAGUAAGAAAACGAAAAUUCCUGUUGAAUUAGAAUCAGUCAGCUUUACUGUAUCAGCAAAAGGUGGAUUUUGGUUGAAAAUGAUACCAAGAAAAUGAAAA
This is a messenger RNA of Condylostylus longicornis, 3134 nucleotides long. RefSeq lists its product as uncharacterized. Bases 69 to 3131 code for a protein of 1020 amino acids. NCBI's taxonomy places the organism in Eukaryota, Metazoa, Arthropoda, Insecta, Diptera, Dolichopodidae. The record is from RefSeq and is a predicted model, not a curated record. Gene Ontology annotation, molecular function: monooxygenase activity; iron ion binding; oxidoreductase activity, acting on paired donors, with incorporation or reduction of molecular oxygen. The transcript has 8 exons.